GGAAAUGCCCGUUAGUAAUAAAAUGACAGUGACAACCGUUCGGGUUUUCCUGCUCCCUGGAGGUACUUGCUGGUGAGGGUGCCGUGGGUCUCCUGCAGCCGGGCUCUUCCGAAGCCCACCCUUGUUUGCUUUGAGAUGUGUUUGAUUUGAAAAAAGAUAGCUGGGAGAGUGCCCCGGGAGGAGAAUGUGCAGCCUUCCUUGGCUCUGUUGCUGGAAGCUUCUCUUGGUGUUAUGCAAACCCUGUCCAGAUGUUGUGUGGGAGGCCCCUCCAGGUGUUGCCCCCCUCCCUCUUCCAGAUGCAUCCCCACCUCCCGGCUGGUUCUGUUCUGUGUGCUUCUGGUCGCCGCCUCCCUGGGGCAGCCUGAUGUGGGGAGGGCAGGUCGGCGACUGCCUGGGAAGGUUGGCAGGAGCCAGAGGGAAGAGUCUGGACUUUGUCUGGAGGGCCACGGGGAGCCCUGGAGGGGCGGGAUGGGGCGGACCACGUGUCAGAUAGACAGACACACACGGCCCAGGCUGGCUGGUGCAUGGUGGGGCUUCGAGGAGGCCCUGGAGCCCUGGAGAGCUGGCUUCUGCAUUGGGUCUCGACAGAGGGACCCAGAAUUGACGAGGCCCGGAGAACGGCAAGGUGCUCGGGUCUUCGGGGCCCUGGGUCCCAUCGGGCCCUCCUCACCCGGGCUCACCCUCGGGGGCCUGGCUGUAGGCGAACACCGGCUGAGCAACAAGCUGCUGGCCUGGAGCGGCGUCCUCGAGUGGCAGGAGAAGCGCAGACCCUACUCGGACUCCACGGCGAAGCUGAAGCGGGCCCUGCCCUGCCAGGCCUACGUGAACCAGGGCGAGAACCUGGAGACUGACCAGUGGCCCCAGAAGCUGAUCAUGCAGCUCAUCCCCCAGCAGCUGCUGACGACUCUGGGCCCCCUGUUCCGCAACUCGCAGCUGGCGCAGUUCCACUUCACCAACAGAGACUGCGACUCCCUCAAGGGGCUCUGCCGCAUCAUGGGCAACGGCUUCGCGGGCUGCAUGCUCUUCCCUCACAUCUCCCCAUGCGAAGUGCGCGUGCUCAUGCUGCUGUACUCGUCUAAGAAGAAGAUUUUCAUGGGCCUCAUCCCCUACGACCAGAGCGGCUUCGUCAAUGCCAUCCGGCAGGUCAUCACCACCCGCAAACAGGCAGUGGGACCUGGUGGCGUUGCCGGCCCGGUCCAGAUCGUCAACAACAAGUUCCUGGCUUGGAGUGGAGUCAUGGAGUGGCAGGAGCCCAGACCUGAGCCCAACAGUCGGUCGAAGAGGUGGCUGCCGUCGCACGUCUACGUGAACCAAGGGGAGAUCCUGAGGACUGAGCAGUGGCCGAGGAAGCUGUACAUGCAGCUCAUCCCACAGCAGCUGCUGACCACCCUGGUGCCGCUGUUCCGGAACUCGCGCCUGGUGCAGUUCCACUUCACCAAGGACCUGGAGACACUCAAGAGCCUGUGCCGCAUCAUGGACAACGGCUUUGCGGGCUGCGUGCACUUCUCCUACAAGGCGGCGUGCGAGGUGCGCGUGCUCAUGCUGCUCUACUCGUCCGAGAAGAAGAUCUUCAUCGGCCUCAUCCCCCACGACCAGGGCACCUUCGUCAGCGGCAUCCGGCGUGUCAUCGCCAACCAGCAGCAGGUCCUGCAGCGGAACCUGGAGCAGGAGCAGCAGCAGCGAGGGAUGGGGGGGUAGUGGCCGCCCCCGGGCUGGGCCCCUCCAGGAGUCACAGACGAGGCCCCUGCCAGGACUGGUCAGAUGCUUCUGAGCGGGGGCCCCUGGGGACUGCAACUGCCCAGCGAGAUGGAGGACAGAGUCCUGAGAUGUCUCCAAGGACGGUCCCCACCCCUGUACGUUCCCUAAUAAAGUCUUUUAAAAGCCC
Messenger RNA from Equus caballus (horse), 1885 nucleotides. The record is from RefSeq and is a predicted model, not a curated record. Lineage: Eukaryota; Metazoa; Chordata; Mammalia; Perissodactyla; Equidae.